Messenger RNA from Suricata suricatta (meerkat), 1405 nucleotides. RefSeq names its product mucin 12, cell surface associated (gene MUC12). The record is from RefSeq and is a predicted model, not a curated record. The transcript has 10 exons. NCBI's taxonomy places the organism in Eukaryota, Metazoa, Chordata, Mammalia, Carnivora, Herpestidae. Bases 1 to 1122 code for a protein of 373 amino acids.
AUGGCAGCCAGUAUUUUUUGUCCCUUGGGCUUCCAUGGUGACUGCUAUGAAUUCUAUCCCUUCACAGGCCAGUGCCAGAAUGGGACCAUUUGGAAUGGAAAGGAGUGUGUCUGUGCCCAAGGCUUCUUUGGUUACCAGUGCACGUCACUUGUGGAUUCCUUCUUCCUAGAAAUCCCGGAAAAAGUCAAUGCCACUUUAGGUGUGACAGUGAAGGUGACUAACUGGAAUUUCACAAAAGAUCUGAAUAACAUUUCCUCCCCAGAAUACUGGAAUUUCACUCAACUAUUCAAGAGUCAGAUGGAUAAAGUUUACAUGAGCAAAGACUUUCCCCAGUAUAGAGGCGUGAUCAUUAAGAGACUGCUCAAUGGCAGUGUCGUGGUGGAACAUGAUGUCUUCAUGGAAGCAAACUACACUUCUGAGUUUGAAAAACUGUUUGCAAACCUCUCUAAAAUCAUAAAGGUCAAAAUUAUGAAUGAGACCAAAAGGCUACCUGGUGAUUCUGAAGAGUGCAAAGCCUUCUCGCAGCUGUGCUUCAAUGAGGAAGCCACCAUCGUGAGCGAGAAGGUGACAUUGGGCUUUGACCUGAAGGAACAAUGCACUAGGAAGGCUGCAAAGGACUAUGCUCAGUUCUACUUCGUGGAUGAGCUGGAUGGGAAGCUGGCCUGUGUGACCAAUUGCACCUCAGGGACGAAGUCACAACUGAACUGUAAUGAGGGAAAAUGCCAGCUGCACCGAAGUGGUCCCCGCUGCCUAUGCCCAACCUCGGACACGCACUGGUACUGGGGAGAGAGGUGUGCGUUGAGCACCAGCAAGAGCCUGGUGUACGGGAGCGUGGGGGCCGUGGGAGCAGUGCUGGUGGUCAUGGUGGUGGUCCUGACCGUCUUGUUUGGCCGAUCCCAGAGAAAACUGCACAGGCAAGAAUACAAUAUGUCUCAAGAGUGGCAAGAAGAAGAUAUUCCUGGCAGCUUCCGGAACACAGGCAUCUGGGAAGAUGAGAAUCUGAAGGAGGACAGAUUUGCCCUUGAAAACGUCUACAGCCACUUCCAUCCGUCCCUGGAGAACGUUGACCCUACUGCAGAGCUCCACAUCCAGAGGCCCAGGGUCAUGACAACUACUCAGUGAGUAAGACGGAGGCUCCCACCGCUCAUCCAGAUUUGGACAAGACAGUGGCAGACAGAGAGCCCACGACAGCACUUCUCCCCACCUCCCCUGUUGGUCAAAAGGAAACUGACGUCAGGGCCUGAGGUGGUCAGCUCAGAACUGGUGGGUUUGGUCCGGGCCCUGCUGUGAGCCCCACUCUGCUUCCUCGCUCUCCAUCCAGGAGCCCAAGGGCUGCCCAGACAUCCUGACAUCUUUGUUUUCUCCAGCGACUCCCCACUCUGGAAUUUCCCUCCCAAUAAAAGAA